GCAAAACGCCUUCGCUUGCCGCCGGAAGAGAAUGCGCGGCCUCCACGCCGUGCUCGCGCUCGUCACCCUGGAUGUGGCAGCCUCUGCAUGCUUUACGCGGGAUUACGCGGAACAGACGUGGGCGGAUAAAUCCAACACCACCUACACCUGCACAGGUAAAGCACCUGACGAGUGCUGCUCGCAAAUCGUUGAAGGUGGGGGGUCCACGCGCGAUCUUUUCAUCACAACCGAAGAGGUGCCGUGCACCAGUGACGAAGAUUGUAGCGACAAGGGGCAGUCGUGCUGCUCCUGGGACGGCGAGCAAGGCUUACACACAGCCGGCUUUUGCGGCGAGAUGUGCACAAGUUCAUUCAUCCCGGUCACGGACUGCCCCGAGGGUUGCGAGCCCGACCCUCUCCCGGUCGUGGGUGGCCGCCGCUCGAUCCUCUUUGCGUCGCAACCGGUGUCCUGCCCCGCGGGCUGCGUGCCGACCACCGGACCUUAGGGGCUGAUUGGACUCUGAAGGAGGGAAGCUUCCGGCUUGCUUGUCCGAACCUAGAACAUGGCUCAGCGGCGCUCGACAGAGAUGCCCCCCUCGCCGGGGCGGGGUUUGACGCGCGCGCGCGCGCGCGCAUCAACCACUAGCGCACACGCGCGCGCGCAUCAACCAUACGUAGACUAGCACUUGCUCUCUCUCUCCUCUGAGUGGGGUGUGGUUUAAGUGGUGUGACGUUGCGCUUGGUGCGUCAGUCUGUCUCUGUCUCUGUCUCUGUCUCUCUGUCUCUGUCUCUGUCUCUGUCUCUGUCUGUCUCAAACCACCGAGGGGUACGAUUCCACAUAAUUCAUCCGACGG
This is a messenger RNA of Emiliania huxleyi CCMP1516, 832 nucleotides long. RefSeq lists its product as hypothetical. Lineage: Eukaryota; Haptophyta; Isochrysidales; Noelaerhabdaceae. The coding region runs from base 32 to 484 and encodes 150 amino acids. The transcript is spliced from 2 exons. The record is from RefSeq and is a predicted model, not a curated record.